UAUUAUAUAUUCUCUGACAAACAUAAAAUAAUUCACCGAACCUAAACACAUAGCCUAAACCUAACCUACGUGAUCAUAGUAGGAAGAAUAGAAUAGAAUCUACGUGAUGUUUCCUUGAAUUUUGAAUCAAUCUUUAACUUAUUUUAAUUUCAUUAGAUUACACAUUUUUAUCGGAAAACUUUCAACAUGACUACAAACCCUCGAAAGGGUACCGAUCCGGUGCCUUUGGAGGAGAGCGACCAAUUAACCAUCCGACCUUUAGGCGCAGGGCAAGAAGUAGGAAGGUCAUGUAUAAUGCUGGAAUUCAAAGGAAAAAAGAUCAUGUUGGAUUGUGGCAUACAUCCUGGUUUGUCAGGAAUGGACGCCCUGCCAUUUGUAGACUUGAUUGAAGCAGAUGAAGUGGACUUACUACUGAUCUCACAUUUUCAUUUAGACCACAGUGGUGCAUUGCCAUGGUUUUUGACAAAAACCUCUUUUAAAGGUCGAGUGUUCAUGACUCACGCAACAAAGGCCAUCUACAGGUGGCUUGUGUCCGACUAUAUCAAAGUUAGCAAUAUAUCUACAGAACAGAUGUUGUAUACGGAGUCUGAUCUGGAAGGCUCCAUGGAUCGCAUAGAGACUAUUAAUUUUCACGAGGAGAAAGACGUGCGAGGAGUGCGUUUCUGGGCGUACAACGCGGGCCACGUGCUGGGAGCCGCCAUGUUUAUGAUAGAGAUAGCCGGUGUCAAGGUGCUAUACACAGGAGAUUUUUCAAGACAAGAGGACAGGCAUCUGAUGGCCGCGGAGAUACCCACGGUCCAGCCGGACGUUCUCAUUACAGAGUCAACAUACGGUACACAUAUUCACGAAAAACGUGAAGAACGCGAAAGUCGGUUCACGAGCCUGGUCAACGACAUCGUGACGCGCGGCGGCCGCUGCCUCAUCCCCGUGUUCGCACUGGGCCGCGCACAAGAGCUGCUACUCAUCCUGGACGAGUACUGGUCGCUGCACCCCGAGCUACAGGACAUCCCCAUCUACUACGCGUCGUCGCUGGCCAAGAAGUGCAUGGCGGUGUAUCAGACCUACGUCAGCGCCAUGAACGACCGCAUCAAACGCCAGAUAUCCGUCAACAACCCCUUCGUGUUUCGACACAUAUCCAACUUGAAGGGCAUAGAUCACUUCGAGGACAUCGGGCCGUGUGUGAUCAUGGCGUCUCCCGGCAUGAUGCAGUCGGGCCUGUCGCGGGAGCUGUUCGAGUCGUGGUGCACCGACCCCAAGAACGGAGUCAUCAUCGCGGGCUACUGUGUGGAGGGCACAUUGGCCAAGAGCAUCCUGUCGGAGCCGGACGAGAUCAGUACCAUGUCGGGCCAGAAGCUGCCUCUCAAGAUGUCGGUGGACUACAUCUCCUUCUCGGCGCACACCGACUACCAGCAGACCUCGGAAUUCAUCAACAUACUGAAACCGCCGCACGUCGUCCUGGUGCACGGGGAACAGAAUGAAAUGUCACGGCUGAAGGCGGCCUUGCAGCGUGAGCACCGCUCCCGGCUGGCGGUGCAUACUCCACGCAACACGCAGCUGUUGUCGCUAACCUUCCGCGGAGACAAAACGGCCAAGGUGAUGGGUUCGUUGGCGGUGGAACCUCCGAAGCCCGGUGAACAGCUGCAAGGGGUACUGGUGAAAAGAAACUUCAAUUAUCACAUACUGGCGCCUUCGGAUCUCAACAAGUACACGGAGCUGAGUCAGUCGGAGGUGCUGCAGCGGCAGUCCGUGUGCUACGGGGGGUCGCCCGCCGCGCUGCGUCACACACUCGCGCGCGUUGCCGGCGCCAUCCAGUUCGUGUCGGACACCAGGUGGCGCCUGUACGACUGCCUGGACGUGCUGCUGGAGCUGCCCAUCAUCACGCUGGAGUGGCAGGCGCAGCCCGUGUCCGACAUGUACGCGGACGCGGCCGUGGCGGCCAUCUUGGCGGCGUCCUCGCUGGCAGCGCCCACGCAGACGACGCUGGCGCACAAACUGGAUAAGAUGCACUUCAAGGAGUGCGUGAUAGAGAUGCUGCAGGACAUGUUCGGCGAGAACUCUGUGCCAAAGAUAUUCAAGGGAGACAAGCUGUACGUGGAGGUUGCCGGCAAGCGAGCUGACAUCGACCUGCUGGCCAUGGAGGUGCGCAGUGCGGACGAGCCGCUGGAGCGCGCCGUGUUUGCGGCCAUCAGCAAACUGCACGCGGCGCUGGCACCUGCGCGUGCGCCGCCGCGGGAGACAAUACCUCAUAAGGAAUAAAUAUAUCUUUCAUAAA
Leptidea sinapis is the source of this 2272-nucleotide messenger RNA. RefSeq names its product cleavage and polyadenylation specificity factor 73 (gene Cpsf73). The transcript has 15 exons. Gene Ontology annotation, molecular function: RNA endonuclease activity; 5'-3' exonuclease activity; RNA binding. Gene Ontology annotation, cellular component: mRNA cleavage and polyadenylation specificity factor complex. Gene Ontology annotation, biological process: mRNA 3'-end processing by stem-loop binding and cleavage. The coding region runs from base 187 to 2256 and encodes 689 amino acids. NCBI's taxonomy places the organism in Eukaryota, Metazoa, Arthropoda, Insecta, Lepidoptera, Pieridae. The record is from RefSeq and is a predicted model, not a curated record.